Messenger RNA from Paramuricea clavata, 305 nucleotides. The record is from the annotation of a GenBank genome assembly. Lineage: Eukaryota; Metazoa; Cnidaria; Anthozoa; Malacalcyonacea; Plexauridae.
CGAGUUCUUAUUCACACGGAAAUGAGGGACGACAUGGAGAUUUCCGAAGCUCGGAAGGGGACAAACCGUGGACCUUAAUGGAUGAGGAAGCGAGGGAGAUUGGUGAGGGUCUUUGCAACCUUACGGGUGAAAUUUACGUCCCACCGGAGUGCAGGAGUAGGACUGCUGGGGGAGAAGAGGAGGAGGAAGAGGUGAUGUGGACGGAGAUGGAGGAAGAGGAGAUGCGGGCGGAAGCUGAGAUGAGGGAAGCCAUGUAUGGACAGAUUGGUGAGAUAUCGGACAUGUUCGAUGGUCUUACGAUGUGA